UGGAAAUCUUCACUGGAAAGGACUGAAGGGUGAAAAUCCUUUGAAGGUGUCCUCGGAGCAGUAAUUUCCUUUCCAAAAUUAAUAGCAACAUUUCCGAAACCAUUGGCUAUGAUAAAUGAGAUAUUGAUAAAAAGUAUAGUAAUUCUAUUAGCUCAUCGACGAAUGACUUUCCGACUGGUAUCCGAAGCUGCAAAUAAUUCAAGCACCUGUCACACGCCUAAUCGACCCACGUCCCGCGACUCUGACCGUCGUUAAAGGAAAUCCACCUGCGGAUUCUCGGUAAUCGGUAACGGGAUGUCGUCACGAUUAAGACGUAAUAACGGUGGCGGUAGCCUUUUCACGGCAAUGAUACCGAAUUGUUAUCAAACACGCUCGAAAAUGCGGCAGUCAGGUAAACAAACGCGAUUGCGAGAUGAUCGGUGCGACACGUUCGAGCGGAUAAGUCGGUUGUUAAAAGUCCGAAGGACUGUCGGAGACGACUCGAGUGGAGCAAGGACCAUCGGGAAUCGACGAUCUCGUGCGAUUCGUGUUGUAAACAGGAGAGUGUGUCACAGGCUUUCUUAGUUAAGAAACUGGUGCAAGCGAUGCAUCGUGUGCAACGAGCGAUACGGGCCGCGUUUCUCGCCGCGACUUUGAUCGCGUUCGUACGGUUGUCCGUAGCGGAUUCCAGGCUGUCCUUGCAGUGCAAGAACAUCGCUAGGGACGUGAUUAUGAAUAGUUGCAAGGGACCGAGGAUCAAACGAGCCAACCCUAGGUUCGAUCUGGAAAUGAUGGAUGAUGAGAUGGGCAAGCUUGAGCCUACAGAAGCAUCGCAAGAUACGGCGCCAGGCGUCCAACAACAGAAACGACAAUUUUUCCCGGAGUCAGCUCCCUCUAUUUCUGGAUUAUUCGGUGGUAUGGGACUUCCGGUGACGAACAUUGCCACCAACACGUUUCACAAAACGGAAAUCAGCGUUCCAGGAAUUGGAUACGCGGAGAAUCAGGAUACCACGAUGGUGGAAGAGAGCUUCGUUCCUGAAUUUCCUAUUCCGUAUCGACCUUCGGGAUCCUAUCCCGUGAUAAGGUCCAGUAAUCCAGACAAACUUCUUGGUUUCGAUUUAAGUUCGGAGGAACUUGAAGAACUUUUCUACGAGGUCGGCGACAGGAUGCCGAGGAAUUCAAAGGAUCUGAAGAAAAAGAUUUUUCAAACAGUCGCUACAAAAUGCUGCCCGAACCCGAAAUUAUGUUACGAUAAUCCGAGUUUAAUCCCGUGCAUGGGAUAUUAAAACUAAUUGUAAGACUCUUGAUCCACUGCCAAAAAAUGUCGAAUGGAAAUCUUAAGGACACGAUUCUGGGAAACGAAUCGAAAAUCUAUAUUAUCGAUUGUACUUAAAUUCUCAAGUAAACACUCUAUUUGAGAAUCUUUAUACAAUAAAAAAUUCAGAAUUU
Molecule: messenger RNA, 1428 nt
Organism: Osmia bicornis bicornis
Lineage: Eukaryota; Metazoa; Arthropoda; Insecta; Hymenoptera; Megachilidae
Exons: 3
Coding region: 585-1265 (226 amino acids)
Source: RefSeq, a predicted model, not a curated record